AAUUCUCUAUUCAAUUUUGCAUUUUGCUCUUGUUGUACUCUGAGACGACCUAGGGUUUUGCUUUCUUGGGAGAAAGAAGAAGAUGAUCGAGGUGGUGCUGAAUGAUCGGUUGGGGAAGAAGGUCAGAGUGAAAUGCAACGAAGAUGACACCAUAGGUGACUUGAAGAAGCUUGUGGCUGCCCAGACUGGGACUAGAGCUGAGAAGAUUCGGAUUCAAAAAUGGUACAAUAUUUACAAGGAUCAUAUUACUCUCAAGGAUUAUGAAAUCCACGACGGCAUGGGCCUCGAACUCUACUACAAUUAGUUAAUGCAGGCAUGGAAAGCCAUGCGAUGUGCUCUGCUACCACUCUCUGAGCUCAAUGUUGUCGUGUGGCGUUGCCUGUGUAAUUUGUGUAACAUAAGACGCAUAUAUUGAUGACUGUUUCAGAAUAAAACUCAAUUGGGGAUUUCAAUGUAAUACAUAUACAAUCAAACUGCUUGUUCGGUGAUAUUAUAUUAUGUUGUAACUUCAUUUAA
Messenger RNA from Cucumis melo (muskmelon), 516 nucleotides. Its product is annotated as ubiquitin-like protein 5. The transcript is spliced from 2 exons. The record is from RefSeq and is a predicted model, not a curated record. Lineage: Eukaryota; Viridiplantae; Streptophyta; Magnoliopsida; Cucurbitales; Cucurbitaceae. Gene Ontology annotation, cellular component: cytoplasm; nucleus. Bases 83 to 304 code for a protein of 73 amino acids. Gene Ontology annotation, biological process: mRNA splicing, via spliceosome; protein modification process. Gene Ontology annotation, molecular function: protein binding; protein tag activity.